GCUUGUUUCACAGCACAAAAACAACAAGGAUGAAGAUUUCAAGCGACGAUGAUGUAACAGACAUAACCGAGGGGAUGUUUAGGUUGCAGAAAGGCCAUCAGCGUUGUCCCUCUUCCCCGCUGCGCUGCGCUUCAAAAUAAACGCCAGGAGGCUUGAAUAUCGACUGCACUGCAGAUGAAUGUCUGUGCCUUUUCGUGCCCCUGCAUUUGUUGUUGUUAGCUGCUCAUGCUAACCAUAGAAGUUGCGAGCUAGCUGGCCUAGCAAGCUCAUGGUUAGAGCGAGAAGAAAAUUAGCCUCAUAUGUUUGAUUUACUUAAUAUUGUCCGGCGAGUAAACUCGGCGUUGUGUGGCUGAUGGAGCCAACAAGUAUUGGCGCCAGUAGUCCAAGAACUGCAGUUUUUAAUCUUUUUAAAUACAAUCCGUAGUAAGGUUUGUUACCUUAGCUAGCUGUUCAGUUAGCCACCACUAUGAGUAGAAAACACCAUCAUUUAAAAGGAGCAGAAGUCAGCUGCUGCGUCAAAUACUUCUUAUUUGGAUUUAACAUUUUAUUCUGGUUACUCGGAGCAGCAUUCUUGGGCAUAGGCCUGUGGGCAUGGGCGGAGAAGGGUGUGCUGUCCAAUCUGUCAUCCAUCACAGACCUGGGGGGCUUCGACCCAGUAUGGCUCUUUAUUGUUGUCGGAGGGGUCAUGUUUGUCCUCGGCUUCGCUGGCUGUAUUGGAGCGCUCAGAGAGAACACCUUCCUACUUAAAUUUUUUUCUGUGUUCCUGGGUUUGAUCUUCUUCUUGGAGCUGACUACGGGGAUCCUCGCCUUCGUCUUCAAAGACUGGAUCAAAGACCAGCUCAACUUUUUCAUCAACAACAACGUCAAGGCAUACCGCGAUGACAUCGACUUGCAGAAUCUCAUUGACUUUGCCCAAGAAUAUUGGUCAUGCUGUGGAGCUCAUGGGCCCGACGACUGGAACCUGAACAUCUACUUCAACUGCACUGAGCUGAACCCCAGCAGGGAGCGCUGUGGAGUCCCCUUCUCCUGCUGUGUCAAAGACCCUGCAGAGGAUGUCAUCAACACGCAGUGCGGCUAUGAUGUUCGACUUCAAGGGGAGCUGGACCGGCAGAAAUAUAUCUAUACCAAGGGCUGUGUGGGACAGUUUGAAAGAUGGCUUCAGGACAACCUGAUUAUUGUUGCUGGAAUCUUUGUCGGUAUUGCACUUUUACAGAUUUUUGGUAUCUGCCUCGCUCAAAACCUGGUGAGUGACGUCAAGGCCGUCAAAGCCAACUGGUGACAGGAGAGGAAGUGAAGCAAGGGAACCCCGCCCCUCAGGACCAACAAGGUCAACACAGCACACAAACAGCCCUGUCCGCUAGAGGACGGAGAGCCGAGAACGUUCAACUCAGUCCACAUUGCCACUGAGUUAAGCAGCACACAUGUACACACAGCAUAAAAUAAGUUUACCUGCCUGAUGAUCAGUGACACUUGAACGGGGAGAACAAAAAUCCCCACACAAACCAAACAGUCAACACUUUGUUUACCACUCAGCUGGGAUUUUAACCCAAAUAUACAGAGGAUGAUCCUGCCUACUUCAGUUAGAUUCUUCUUUUUUUUCCUAUUUCCUCUCAUUUUGUUGUUGGACAAGUGUAUUUAUCUGGGGCACAGUUGCACUCGGACUCCUGUCAGCUAGGAGAUUGGAAGAUCGAAAAUAAGAGACAACAAAGAAACAAAGCAAAAGUGACAACAGGUCCCCUUUUUAGGUGAAGCGUUACAUUGUCAAUGAGCCAGUCUCCACUCUGCGAGGAGUUGAACAUCUCCUCCUACAAACACCCUGUUUUAAGCGUGCUUAUCUCCACUUGUUGCUUUAGGGCAAGCGUGGUUGGCUGGCUGGGCGGGAAACAAGAACAAGGAAUCCUUUGCGUGUAAUAUUUUUCCAUUGUGACCUUUUUAUGACCACUGAAAGACUCCGGACACUGGCUGGUCAAGUCUGCAACUUCAAAUCAUUUCAGGAGAUUGAACUCCAAAUGUAAAAAGUGCCAUUAAUUUUCAGUGACAUUUUUGUCUUCUUCUCUUUCUUUACAUGGAAAUUCUGCUCCCUGCCCCCACUGUACCUCAGGGCCUCCCGAAGAUAUAUGCUUUAUGCCACCGGUUAAGAGCAUAUCUUUAUUUUUUGUUCCAUCCAUAUCUGUUGAAUUUAGAUAGACUAACUUAAAGCAGACAGCUCCUCGUAUGUGGUCCUGUUUGCCCUGCAGUGAUUGUAUUAUCUGUUGAUUUACUGAAGGAUUUAUAGUAUAGAGAGCGGCCUGGUGUGGUUAUGGUGGCAGGUCUUUGCUAUACAGGGAAAAUGGUUUCAUGAUAGUCGAGAAAGUUUUUAUCUGAGCAUCCCUCAGGCACAUGGGAUUGCUGGUUCGGGGCCUUUUUACUUGACUAUGUUACCACACUUGUCUUAUAUUUUGUCCUUUUGCUUAUUGAAAUAUUUUUUUAUAAAUAAGAUGAGCUCUAUUAAUACGUUUCUUUCCUGUCCUUUCAAAGACUUUUAUUCUGAACUGAUUGUUUGACUUCAGCAGGCACCUGUUUAUACCUCUUGACCCCUCAGUCAACUGCUAUAUAGCUUCCUACUUUUGACGUUGUUAGCAGUCCUUAUGGAGACCAAAUAAUAUCAGCUGGCCACACGAUAACUCUCAAGGUUUUGUCUGGCUUCAAUUCUGAUUUUUAUUAGGAAUGCCAAGAACAAACAAAUAGCGUUUCUACACAGCCAAAAUGUGAAUUUAUUGUCCUUUCAUGUUGGAAGUGCCAGUUGAAAUGAGAAAUCAAACAAAAAAAUUAAAAACGAGAAUAUCGCUUUUA
This is a messenger RNA of Labrus mixtus (cuckoo wrasse), 2832 nucleotides long. It is a transcript of the gene tspan17, whose product is annotated as tetraspanin 17. The record is from RefSeq and is a predicted model, not a curated record. The coding region runs from base 467 to 1279 and encodes 270 amino acids. Gene Ontology annotation, cellular component: membrane. The transcript has 8 exons. Gene Ontology annotation, biological process: protein localization to plasma membrane; regulation of vascular endothelial growth factor signaling pathway; protein maturation. NCBI's taxonomy places the organism in Eukaryota, Metazoa, Chordata, Actinopteri, Labriformes, Labridae.